Molecule: messenger RNA, 1101 nt
Organism: Adineta steineri
Lineage: Eukaryota; Metazoa; Rotifera; Eurotatoria; Adinetida; Adinetidae
Source: the annotation of a GenBank genome assembly
AUGUCGACUAAAUUCAAUACCCGUCCGUUACUUGAUCUUGAAAAAUUAUUUCUUAAUGAUUCAUCGGAAAUAUCAAGAUUACAACAAGAAUUUGAAAUUAAUGGUUGGUGUUUUGUACGCUUGUCACAAGAUUCACAAUCAUUCCUCUCACAAUUGAAUCAUAUUAAUCAAUCUUUAUCGAAGUUUUUUGCACUAGAUCAAGAUGAAAAGUCUCGUUAUUUAUCAUCAGAUGCAUUUGGAUAUACACGUGUUGGUCACAAAGAAGGUAUUAAAAUAUUAACCGAUCAACAUGGUACAACUAAUGCACAGAUUACUUUACCAAUGAAUAUAAAAGCAACUAUACAAGAUGUUACUCAAUUAAUCAAUAAUUUAACUUAUCGUUUAAAACCAAUAAUUAAUAAACUAGUUGUAUCAGAUGAUAAACCAUUAAAACAAGUCAAAAUAUCUGAUCUUUCAAUGCUUGAUAUUGUCAAUUACUUUAAUAAUAAAACUGGACCUAUAAAAGUACCUGAAGUUGGUCAUAAUACCGAUGAAGUUAAUUGUGUACCACAUUAUGAUCCUGGUCUCUUUUCAUUAAGUAUACUUUCAACAUGCGAUGGUCUUCAAUUGAAAGAUCAAUAUGAAAAUAAAUGGAUUGACGGACCAAAUAAUUCUCAACUUGAUCAAUCUAAUAUUGGUGUUAUUUGGCUUGGCGAAGCAGCAAGUAUUCUCACUGAAAAUCGUUUGAAAUCUGGUAUUCAUCGUGUUGUUUAUCCUCGUACAGCUCAUCAAACACGAAUUACUAUCUGGCAAGAAGUAUGUACAACAGCACAGAUUCAACAAUUGUUCGAAAAAGAUAGUAAUACACAAUAUUUACCAGCUGAUAUACAAGUUACGCUAGUUAAUCAACCUGAUUCUGUACCAAUGAAUGUUCUUACAGGUGGCGAAACUGUUAAUGAUUUUAUGAAACGCAUAGAAUUUGAUCGUGGUCUGUCGAUGAGUAAAUCUAUGCCAAUGGAUAUGCAUUUUAAUUCUAAUCCUGUCGUCGAUACAAACAAUAACAAUAAUUCAUCGUCGACUAUAAAUAAGCUUAAAAGUUUAUUUCCUUUCUUUAAGAAAUAA